AUAGGUAGGACUUAUUUUUUCUUGAUUUGUUUUCAGGAUCUUGAGAACAAAAUAAUUGUAUUUCUGAAGAAUGAGCUAGAAAAGUUUAAGAAAAUAUUAAAUAGAGAGAACACACAGUACUUUGUGCAGGACUUUACAGAGGAGAUGUGUGAUAUCAAAGAAGCAGCUCUUGAUAUCACACUCUUCUUCCUGAGAGAUAUGAAGCAAUAUAAGGCUGCAGAUGCUCUACAAGAUGAGCUGGUCCUCUUUCAUCAGCGACCACUAAAAUCAAACCUGAAGGACAGAUAUCAUUCUGUAUCUGAAGGAAUUGCAAAGCAUGGUGACUCCAAGCUUCUGAAGAACAUCUACACAGAUCUCUAUAUGACUCUGAGUGUUAGUAAACAAGUCGAUGAACAAAACGAAGCAGGACAAGUUCAGGCUGCUGACAAACGACAUGAAUCACGAGAGAUUCCAGUUGAAUGCAAAAAUUUGUUUGAAGCACUUGAACAAGACAAAAAGAUCAGAACUGUACUGACAAAAGGAGUUGCUGGAAUCGGAAAAUCCAUUUCUGUGCAAAAGUUUAUUGUGGAUUGGGCUGAUGGUAAAGAAAAUGAGGAUAUUACUUUCAUAUUUCCUCUUGCAUUUCGAGAAAUGAAUUUAAAGGAGAAAGAAACACAAAGUAUGUCAAGUCUUAUACAUCAGUUUUUCCCAGAGAUAAAAGGGCUGAACCUUGCAAGAAAUGAUAAAUUUAAAUUACUGUUCAUCCUUGAUGGUUUGGACGAAUGUCGUCUUCCUCUGAACUUUGAGGGUAAUACGAUUUGCCGUGAUGUAUCAUUACCAGUCUCUCUGGAUGUUCUCCUCACACACCUCAUCAAGGGAAAUCUGCUUCCUUCUGCUCUCAUCUGGAUCACCACCAGACCAGCAGCUGCCAUUAAAAUUCCUCCCGAGUGUAUUGACCGCGUGACAGAAGUACAAGGAUUCAAUGAUGCACAAAAGGAGGAGUACUUCAGAAAAAGAUUCACAGAUGCGAAUCUGGCCAAUGAAAUUAUUGAUAAUGUUAGACAAUCAAAGAGUCUUUUUAUCAUGUGCUACAUCCCAGUCUUCUGCUGGAUAACAGCCACUGUUCUCCAGAACAUUUUAGAGGAGAAAAGAAAUAAUGAUCUGAAAAAUAAUCAGCCUGAUGAUGACUCCAAAACACUGCAGAAAUCAAAUACUGUAGACACUCAUAAAACUCUGACACAAAUGUACACACACUUUCUCCGCUUUCAGAUCCUGCAGAGCAGACAGAAGUAUGAUGGGCAAUACACACCAGAUGUUUCUUGGGAUAAAGAUGCCAUGCUUUCACUGGGGAGACUGGCAUUUUCAUCAGCUGAAAAGAACAAUCUGCUCUUUUAUGACACAGAUCUGAAAGAAUGUGGUAUUGAUAAAUCUAAAGCAUCAGUGUAUUCAGCCAUGUGUACCCAGAUGUUUAAGGAGGAAAGAGGAAUCAUUCUUGGUACCACUUUCUGCUUUGUUCACUUGAGCAUUCAAGAGUUUAUUGCAGCCCUUUAUGGGCAUCUGUUUCUAGACCUCAACAAGAAAAGUGUGUUUGAUCAUCAUGAAUCUACAGAACAGGAAAACAAAAAUGAAACCAUGAUUGAUUUGCUCAAGACUGCAGUGGACAAGGCACUCGCGAGUGAAACUGGACAUCUGGACCUUUUCCUUCGCUUUCUUCUUGGUCUGUCACUCCAGACCAAUCGGCUACUCUUACGAGGUCUAUUAUCACCGCAAGAUGGCAAUGACGAGAACUACAAGGAGAUAGUUCGAUACAUCAAGGAGAAAUUGGGAGAUAAGAAGAUGUCUCCAGAGAGAUCCAUCAAUCUUUAUUGUCUGAAUGAACUGAAUGAUCAAACUCUGGUGAAAGAGAUUCAGACGAAACUUAGAGAAGGAAGUCUCUCAUCAAAUCUUUCACCUGCCCAGUGGUCUGCUGUGGCCUUCGUUUUGUUGACAUCAGAGGAAGAGAUGGAGGAGUUUGAGCUUCAGUGGGUGAUAAAAUCAGACGAGUGUCUCUUUAGGCUACUGGAAGUUGUGAAAAUCUCCAAAAGAGCUGUGCUAAAUGAUUGUGACUUAACAGAUGAGAGCUGUUCAAAUUUGGCUAAAGCUCUCAGAUCAGAUAACAAUCUGAUAGAGCUGAAUAUGAGCAGUAAUAAUCUACAGGAUUCGGGAGUAAAAAAGCUCUGCAUUGGAUUGGAGAAUAUUAUGUGUAAAUUGGAGAUACUGAAACUCUCAGACUGCAGUAUCACUGAAGAAGGUUAUAAAGCUCUGGCUUCAGCUCUGAGAUCAAACCCUUCACACCUGAUAGAGCUGGAUCUCACAGGAAAUGAUCCUGGACAAUCAGGAGUGAAGGAGCUUCUUGAUUCUAUAAAGGAUCCAGAGUGUAAAGUAAAACUGAGGUUUUUGAAUUCUGAAGCAGAAGCAGCCUGUCAGUAUGUGAAAAGAGUUUUGAGUAAAAACGCAUUACUUGUGAGAGAACUGAAUCUGAGUGAACAUAAAUUAGACAGCACACAUAAAGUGAAGCAGCUCGCUGCUCUACUGGAGGAUAAACACUGUAAACUGAACAUAAUUCAACUCUCUAACUGCAGUAUCACUGAAGAAGGUUAUAAAGCUCUGGCUUCAGCUCUGAGAUCAAAUCCUUCACACCUGAUAGAGCUGGAUCUCACAGGAAAUGAUCCUGGACAAUCAGGAGUGAAGGAGCUCAUUAAUGUACUAAAGGGUCAAUCGUGUAAACUGAGAAAGCUAUAUGUGUGCUACUGCAGCAUCACUGAAGAAGGUUAUAAAGCUCUGGCUUCAGCUCUGAGAUCAAACCCUUCACACCUGAUAGAGCUGGAUCUCACAGGAAAUGAUCCUGGACCAUCAGGAGUGAAGGAGCUCAAUGAUUUACUACAGGAUCCAAACUAUUCACUGAAGACACUGAGAUUCAGAGGCUGUGAUGUGACAGAUGAAGGUUGUUCAGCUCUGGCUUCAGCUCUGAAAUCAAACCCAUCACACCUGAGAGAACUGGACCUGAGUGGAAAUAAAUUAGGAAUGUCUGGAGUUGAAAACCUUGGUGUUGUACUGAGCAACUCACUGUUCAAGCUGGAAAUACUUAAUCUAUGUGGUUGCAAAAUUACAGAGGAAGAGUGUCUCAUCCUGACUUCAGCUCUGAAAUCAAACCCAUCACACCUGAGAGAGCUGAACCUCAGUGAGAAUCAACUAACAGACUCUGGAGUGAAAAACCUCAGUGAUCUACUGAUGAACCCACAAUGCAAACUUGGAAAACUAGCUCUGUGUGGAUGCAGUAUUACAGUGAAACAGUGUCUCAUCCUGACUUCAGCUCUGGAAUCAAACCCAUCACACCUGAGAGAACUGGACCUCAGUGGGAAUAAAAUAGAAAACACAGGAGUGAAUCUCUUAUGUGACGUACUGAAGGAUUCACACUGUAAACUGGAGAGACUGAGUCUAAAUGACUGCAGCAUUACAGAUGUUGCUUGUUUGGCUCAGUGUUUGGAUAAGAAGACAUCAUUACAUUUUCUAAAAGAGCUUGAUCUGAGUAACAAUAAAAUAGGAAACUCAAAGAAGCUCACUGAGGUGCUAAAAGAAUCAGACUGUGAACUGAGACUAAACAGUGAAAGCUGGCUAAAACGAUUUGGUGGAUGGCUUGGGUUUUAAGCUCAAGAAGCUGUACAAACAGAACCUGUCAACUUCAGGUUGAUCAGAGAACAGAUGUGUACAGUAAACAGGAGACUGGCUCUUUAGUAUAAAUUCUUCAUCAAUCAUGUAGUGGACAGUAGGAUGAUAACACUUAAAAUACACCUUCCACUCAACAACGAGGAAAGUUGAGUUUCAAAUGUGUCUCUGUUCAAACUUUGUCAAGACUCUCCCUUCUUGUUUCUUCCCCCUCUACAUCACUUUUGCAACAGUGCUAAGUGCUAUGUGUGGACAGUGCAGUAAUACAUAAUGUUCAUUUAUUCAACAAUCCUCCUUUAUUGUAUUUAUAGUGUAAAGGGGAAAUUCCUUAGCUGGUGUGCCAAGGUAAUUCAUAACUGGAUACUAAUGCUUUAAAAUUGAAUAUGAAUUGAUAUGGAAUGUAUUUCUAUGUAAAUAAAUACUUUAUACUAAGUUUUAUGCACAUAUGCAGCAUUGACCUUAAACAUUUUGUACAAGACCUACAUGCGAUUGAGCAUUUAGUGGAUUUUUCUAGGACUAAAGUCUAAGAAUUUUUAACUUCACAAUGUUGUAUCUAUUAUUUAGCGUGUUAAGUGGAAUACCCAUAAUUCCUUGCACUUCAAUAAUUUAAGUGUGGUGUUUGGUCAAAGCAUGAAGCAUGAGAUCCUUCUGUGCAUAAGUGGUAUUUGUAAUUAACAGGUCUUUGAGCUUUAAGUAAUAUUGUGAUUGUUUUGUUGUGAUGUUGUGGUUUUUGCUUCCACUUUGUUCAAGUUUCUAAUUGUUUUUGUGCAUGUUCAUAAUGUUUAACUGUAAUCUCUCUAUGUUAAUUAAACAUGUUCAUGGCGAUUACAA
This is a messenger RNA of Cyprinus carpio (common carp), 4515 nucleotides long. Its product is annotated as NLR family CARD domain-containing protein 3-like. NCBI's taxonomy places the organism in Eukaryota, Metazoa, Chordata, Actinopteri, Cypriniformes, Cyprinidae. Gene Ontology annotation, molecular function: protein binding. The record is from RefSeq and is a predicted model, not a curated record.